AUUCCACCUCAUCCCCUCCCUCAUUCGUCCGUCGUCAAUCACGCGUGCCGUCGUAAGCGGGCCGUCGAGUUUCUUCCUUCCAGGCGGAGUCGUCGUUUCUUCCUCCCGGCGACGAUACCAGAAUGACUCGGGGAAACCAGAGAGAGCGAGAUCGGGAGAGGGCUCAGGCGAGGAACCCCAAGGGAAAGGGCAGGGAUGAUGGGUUGACUCCGGAACAGAGAAGGGAAAGGGAUGCCAAGGCGCUUCAGGAGAAGGCAGCGAAGAAAGCUGGGGGGGGAGAAGCAGCAGCAUCCGGGAAUGCGGGAGGCGGUAAGGGCACUAACAAGAAGUAGCAUUCGUCACGAGGUUCGAUUCGGUUAUCAGGGUUCCUUGAUCCUUUCUUUGUGACGUCGCCUCCUGUCAAUUGUAUGUUCGUCCAGUUGGAUCUAUCAUGAUGUAAAACCAUUAUACAAGUGCCGAUAAAGAGAGAACGACUGUUUAUUUGCGUCUGUACUUUGUUGUUCCCUGACCUGUUUAUGAAUUCCAGGUUCUCCUUUCAAUCGAUGCAGUGUCCCUUUUCAA
Molecule: messenger RNA, 561 nt
Organism: Nymphaea colorata (pocket water lily)
Lineage: Eukaryota; Viridiplantae; Streptophyta; Magnoliopsida; Nymphaeales; Nymphaeaceae
Exons: 4
Coding region: 123-332 (69 amino acids)
Source: RefSeq, a predicted model, not a curated record